Molecule: messenger RNA, 1770 nt
Organism: Vollenhovia emeryi
Lineage: Eukaryota; Metazoa; Arthropoda; Insecta; Hymenoptera; Formicidae
Exons: 1
Coding region: 1-1770 (589 amino acids)
Source: RefSeq, a predicted model, not a curated record
AUGCCGAUCUCUGGUUUAGGCGAAUUGUCCACGCAAACACGCACCUUGGUAAAGGUGACUUUACAAUCAAGAAUCAAUGGAUUUCAAGUUAAUCUUGACUGUCUGGUGAUCGGGAAGAUUACGCAAAAUAUUCCAGUCAAUCGUCUGAGCUUGCAAGAACUUCGGAUUCCUGAGGGCAUUACAUUGGCAGACCCCGACUUUGACAAGCCAUCGCACGUGGACUUGCUACUAGGCGCUGAAGUAUUCUUCGAGUUACUAUGCAUCGGAAAAAUUAAAAUUGCAGAUGGUCAACCGACAUGGCAGAAAACGCUGCUAGGAUGGAUCGUGUCCGGCAGUUUAUUGGUCGAGCCACAAACAAGUAAGGCCACAAUUUGCGGCUUGGACGUCAAUGAGCAGCUUAAUGAGAAUCUCGCACGCUUCUGGCAGAUUGAGCACACGCAGCGGCAAAAUACGCGAACACCCGAGGAGCGCAUACGCGAAGGGCAUUUUGCGCAGACGUACACACGCAACUCCGAUGGAAGAUUUAAGGUAACGCUACCCACGAAGCAGGGGGAGCUGCACAAGUUAGGAGAGUCGCGGGAUAUUGCACUGCGGCGAUUUGGUGUCCUGGAGCGAAGAUUGGAGAGAGACCCUCAAUUGAAGAUGGUCUAUGCGAAUUUUAUUCACGAAUACCUUGAGUUAAAACAUAUGAGAGAGCUAAAAUCCGAGGACGCAGCAUGGUAUCGGCGGCCACAUUAUUACUUGCCACACCACUGCGUGAUAAAGGAAGCGAGCAAUACUACUAGACUGAGAGUGGUAUUUGAUGCAUCCAGCAAAACCACAUCUGGAUACUCUUUAAACGACGUCUUGAUGGUAGGUCCUGUUCUACAGCAGGAGUUAUUUUCAAUACUGGUACGUCUUAGAGGCUUCGAGUACGUCUUGACGGCAGACAUAGCCAAAAUGUACCGGCAGGUACUGCUGAAUGAAGCUCAGGUUUCUCUGCAGCGUAUUGUCUGGCGCGAUCAACCCAGUGAAGAUAUCAAGACUUACGAGCUAUUAACAUUGACUUACGGGACCGCUUCUGCAUCAUUUUUGGCAACCAAGGUUAUACAGCAGCUCGCCGAUUUGGAGGAGGAUCAUUUCCCCAAGGGCGCCGCGAUAGCCCGAAGAGAUUUUUACAUUGAUGAUUUAAUAACGGGCGCCAAUUCAAAGGAAGAAGCAAUAAUAAUUCGUGAUCAAACCAUAGCAUUGCUACAGAAAGGAGGUUUUACACUCAGAAAGUGGUCGUCCAACAGCCAAGAACUUCUGAAGGGUUUACCUGAGGCGUCCACAGAUAAUAACAUAUUGGAGCUGGACAAGGAUGGGACAGCGAAGACAUUAGGAAUAAAAUGGAACCCUGAAAAGGACGUAUUCCAGUAUACGAUCGCGUUGGAAACACCAGCACGAGGAGUUUGCACAAAAAGGUCCAUUCUGGCUAGCAUUUCCCAGAUUUUCGAUCCGCUCGGACUUUUGGGACCAGUUAUAGUCAACGCUAAGCUAAUAAUUCAAAAGCUUUGGAAACUAAAAAUCGAUUGGGACGAGUCCUUGCCAUCCGAAAUACACACGGAGUGGUUGGACUACGUCAUAAAAAUGCAAGAUCUCGGCGGAAUCGCCUACCCCGCAAGGCGAUCGGUUCCGGCACUAACUUACAGUUUGACCUUCACGGAUUCUGCGACGCAAGUGAACGAGCCUACGGCGCAUGCAUCUACAUACGGAGCAGCGAUACUCACGGUUUUAUACAAGCACAAUUAA